AUGAGCUGGCUGCGCCACAAGCUGUACCGAUAUGAAGUCACCAUUGGGCUAUAUGGACUCGAAUGGUGGGAGCGAUACAUCUUCAGUAUCCUUUGAGAUUACGCGCUCAACGUCUUCGCCCUCGUCCGCAGCGUUUGAUAUCAUCUCAUUCUUCUUCUCCUUUUCUGAAAAUUUGUGAAAUAGGUUCAUCCCUUGACUUGAUUGUCCUCAUAGACACGAUGGUGCUGAUGCUUCUUUGGUUCACCUGUUCGAAAAUGUUGAAAACUUCCGCUCACGUAUACGACUGGUGAGGACAACAGUCCCCUCUGCUCGCUGACAGACAAAAGCCCCACUCCCUCACAGAUACCCGGGUGUAGGUCGUCGUUGUCCUGGACAUUCCUCGCUAGCCCGAAUUCUUAGCCUUUCGCCCCCGAGUUGGAGUGUUAAUCUCUGGUCAUGGCCUUGAUGUUGGCUUAAUCGGACACCAGGCAGCUCAAGGACAUGACGAGGAACCACACAAUCCCUGGAGUUUUGCUGUGGAGCCGGGCGACAGAUCCUCCAAAGUAGAGGGUGUGGAAGAUAUCGGAUCAGUCAACUUUGGCCCGCUUAAUCAUGAGCGUAGAGGCGACGUUUUACGCCCAGAGUUCAAUACUUCAUUAACAAAUAGGAGAUUUAUUAUAACGAGGGCCAUCAAAUGUCGACGUAUCCCGAUAAGAGAACUACUUCUGUAUAAAAUAUAGCUUCGCUCAAUUAUUGCCUUGAGGGUCAGCCGUUUAGCAGGGCCGAGUAAGGCUUCCAGCCGAAAUGAACACAUCGGAGAUUGCAUCUGGGAUUUUUUUUUCAUUCUAAGAUCUUACUGAGGCUACUAGUAUUAGACAUGGAUGAGUUCAGUAGCAAACGCCCCCCCGAAGAAGUCGUCACCAUUCCGCUUUAGUUUCACUACUCUGUUGAUUCUUUGAACCAAGAAUGUUCCUGACAAAUUCAGUCGUUCCUUUUUGUGCUCGCCCCAGGUAGGUACUUGAGAGAAGAGUAG
Molecule: messenger RNA, 1012 nt
Organism: Spirodela intermedia
Lineage: Eukaryota; Viridiplantae; Streptophyta; Magnoliopsida; Alismatales; Araceae
Source: the annotation of a GenBank genome assembly